This is a messenger RNA of Abrus precatorius (Indian licorice), 1732 nucleotides long. Its product is annotated as amino-acid permease BAT1 homolog. The record is from RefSeq and is a predicted model, not a curated record. Gene Ontology annotation, molecular function: L-alanine transmembrane transporter activity; L-glutamate transmembrane transporter activity; L-lysine transmembrane transporter activity. Gene Ontology annotation, cellular component: membrane. The transcript is spliced from 8 exons. NCBI's taxonomy places the organism in Eukaryota, Viridiplantae, Streptophyta, Magnoliopsida, Fabales, Fabaceae. The coding region runs from base 105 to 1676 and encodes 523 amino acids. Gene Ontology annotation, biological process: gamma-aminobutyric acid transport; transmembrane transport.
ACCUUCUCCUCUUUCGACUCUGAAGCUACCAUUGACCUUUGGGGUUCGUUCUCUUGCUCCUUCUAUAUACCAAGAGACGAGUCCCUGUGUUUGCAUUCAUCAUCAUGGUCUCUGGCAGAGAAAACACCACACUCCCUUCUCAUGUGGUCGCAAAUGGACACGCUCCACUUGAUUCUGGCCAUGCCCGUCUUCGAGAACUCGGUUACAAACAAGAGCUCAAGCGUGAUCUCUCGGUGAUAUCAAAUUUCGCGUUUUCGUUUUCAAUUAUAUCAGUGCUGACGGGAGUGACGACCCUUUACAACACAGGGUUGAAUUAUGGUGGACCUAUUUCAUUCGUGUAUGGGUGGUUCAUAGCUUCUGCAUUCACCAUGAUUGUUGCGCUCUCAAUGGCUGAAAUUUGUUCAUCAUAUCCAACUUCUGGGGGGCUUUACUAUUGGAGUGCCAAACUUGCUGGACCUGGUUGGGCACCCUUUGCUUCCUGGAUUACUGGCUGGUUCAACAUUGUUGGCCAGUGGGCAGUGACAACAAGUGUAGAUUUUUCACUUGCAGAACUAAUUCAGGUUAUUAUUCUCCUUAGUACUGGUGGGGCAAAUGGUGGUGGAUAUAUGGCAUCUAAAUAUGUAGUUAUUGCUUUUCAUGGAGGUAUUUUGUUCCUCCACGGUAUAAUAAACAGCCUUCCUAUCUCAUUGUUAUCAUUCUUAGGACAGUUGGCUGCUAUCUGGAAUGUUAUAGGUGUUUUUGUACUUAUGAUUGUGAUUCCAUGUGUUGCAACGGAAAGGGCCAGUGCCAAGUUUGUUUUCACUCAUUUCAAUACUGAAAAUGGGGAUGGAAUCAGCAGCAGACCCUACAUAUUUCUCUUGGGACUUUUAAUGAGUCAGUACACCCUAACUGGGUUUGAUGCAUCAGCUCAUAUGACAGAGGAAACAAAAGAUGCAGAUAGAAAUGGACCCAAAGGAAUUAUCAGUGCUGUUGGGAUAUCCAUUAUCGUUGGAUGGGGAUACAUACUAGGCAUUACCUUUGCAGUUACUGACAUCCCUUACCUUUUGAGUGAAAAUAAUGAUGCUGGUGGGUAUGCCAUUGCUGAAAUAUUUUAUCUUGCAUUCAAGAAAAGAUAUGGCCAUGGAGCUGGGGGUAUUCUUUGCUUAGUAAUUGUUGCUGUUGCCAUAUUUUUCUGUGGUAUGAGUUCAGUUACAAGCAAUUCAAGGAUGGCUUAUGCUUUCUCAAGAGAUGGGGCCAUGCCAUUGUCAUCAUUGUGGCACAAAGUUAACAAGCAAGAGGUUCCCAUAUAUGCAGUUUGGCUUUCCGUUUGUGUAUCAUUUUGCAUGGCCUUAACGUCUCUUGGAAGCAUAGUGGCAUUUGAGGCCAUGGUGUCCAUAGCAACGAUUGGUCUCUAUAUUGCUUAUGCGUUACCUAUAUUCUUUAGGGUAACCCUGGCACAGAAGCAUUUUGUCCCUGGGCCUUUCAAUUUGGGCCGAUACGGAGUCAUUGUGGGCUGGGUUGCUGUUCUUUGGGUUCUGACCAUCUCCAUCCUCUUCUCAUUGCCUGUUUCAUACCCAAUAACCAUAGAGACACUUAACUACACCCCUGUGGCCGUUGGAUGUUUGCUAAUUCUUGUAGUUUCUUACUGGAUAAUCAGUGGUCGGCUUUGGUUUAAAGGCCCAAUAACCAAUAUAUAAAAUAGAAGUUGUGUAACUUUUAUUGGAUCCAACUCGGUUUGAAUAUGAUUAUUUUU